AUGUCUGCUCCCGUUGCCGCCGUUCCAGCAACCUGCUGCCGUCGUGAUGGUGGAUGCAUCUGUGCCAACGAGGCCAAGUGCUCCUGCGGCAAACAGUCUGCCCUCCACUGCAACUGUGAGAAAGCAGCAGUCGAGAACAAGAUCGAUGGCGCUCGCUGCUCAUGUAAUCAACGCCGUGCUGGAGAAUGCACCUGCUCGCGUGCCUCAGACGAGAACGCUGAGGUAACGGGCUCGAAGUGUGCUUGUGGCAAGCGUUCGGCUGACUCAUGUACCUGCUCUGGUACCGAGACCGGCGACUUCUCUGAGCUCGAGACCGACUUCACUAAGCGCUCAUGAUCGAUAUGGACGACGACUGUCUUGUUGUCGGUACGGAAAUCGAUUUGAGAGUCUAUGAAAGCCUAUCUGUAUGCAUAGCUGGGGAUGCUGGCGUUUGGUGAGGUUGCGAGGCAUUUGAAUGGUGGUGGCGCAGGAGUUGUGGAGAUAAUCUUGACGCAUUUCAGUUGUGUUGUGAAGUCAUCAAUGACAUUCGAAAACAUCAGCCAUUGGAGUAGUAAUGAUAACGACCGAAAUAUAUUAUUUUGCAGCUAUAGGUGCCGUGGCCUUGAAGCGUUGCCUCCAUGCCUCAAGUUCAAACUUCGAAUUCAUCAGCGACAUCAGGUCAGUCAUUGGAGCUCCUUACCCCGAGAUCUGGCGUUUUGACCGUUUCCUGUACUGGUGAUAGGCAGUCGCAUUUAUAAUAGAACUCCAUG
Messenger RNA from Dissoconium aciculare CBS 342.82, 749 nucleotides. RefSeq lists its product as uncharacterized. Lineage: Eukaryota; Fungi; Ascomycota; Dothideomycetes; Mycosphaerellales; Dissoconiaceae. The coding region runs from base 1 to 336 and encodes 111 amino acids. The transcript has 3 exons. The record is from RefSeq and is a predicted model, not a curated record.